Messenger RNA from Malurus melanocephalus (red-backed fairy wren), 561 nucleotides. Its product is annotated as small glutamine-rich tetratricopeptide repeat-containing protein alpha-like. Gene Ontology annotation, molecular function: molecular adaptor activity; protein binding. The record is from RefSeq and is a predicted model, not a curated record. NCBI's taxonomy places the organism in Eukaryota, Metazoa, Chordata, Aves, Passeriformes, Maluridae. Gene Ontology annotation, cellular component: TRC complex; membrane. Gene Ontology annotation, biological process: post-translational protein targeting to endoplasmic reticulum membrane. The transcript is spliced from 4 exons. The coding region runs from base 1 to 546 and encodes 181 amino acids.
AUGGUACGGGAGGGGCGGGGCUUCCGCUGUAAGCACCGCCCCUUCUCGUCCUAUAAGGGAGGGGGCGGGGCCAGGGCGGCGCAGGCGCGCGGUGGGCGCGGCGCAUGCGCAGUGCGGGAGCGCGCCCGGCCCAGGCGAGUGUCCGUGGCCAUCCAGUGCCUGGAAACAGCGUUUGGGGUCUCCAUGGAAGACCAAAGCCUGGCCGUGUCCCAGACCCUUCCCGAAAUAUUUGAAGCUGUGGCAGGGAAGGAGCUGGAACAUUCCAGAACAAACUCAGACCCUGUCACACCCUCAGAAGACGACGUGGCCGAAGCUGAAAGGCUCAAAACUGAAGGGAACGACCAAAUGAAGGCAGAAAACUUCGAGGCUGCUGUGUCUUUUUAUGGAAAAGCCAUCGAAUUAAACCCAGCCAACGCCGUUUAUUUCUGCAACAGGUACCCAACAGCUUCUCCCCACUUGGAUCCAAACCUCCUAAAUGCUCAAAAUUCCCAUUUUUUAAUGAUUUUUUUUACUCCUGGCUCAGUUUCUCGAUUUUUGUGGAGCUGAAGCUGAUGGUGACAU